Molecule: messenger RNA, 5096 nt
Organism: Spinacia oleracea (spinach)
Lineage: Eukaryota; Viridiplantae; Streptophyta; Magnoliopsida; Caryophyllales; Amaranthaceae
Product: ABC transporter C family member 10
Exons: 13
Coding region: 420-4886 (1488 amino acids)
Biological process (GO): transmembrane transport
Cellular component (GO): membrane
Molecular function (GO): ABC-type transporter activity; ATP binding; ATP hydrolysis activity
Source: RefSeq, a predicted model, not a curated record
CACAAAGUCACAAACCCACAAGUUGUUCUUCGCGAAAUUCAACUGGAUCACGUUUCUUUCUGUGAUGCAUUUCAUCAAACAGUUAGUGUGCACCCGAAUUAUUGGAUUACUCAUUUACUCUAUAUAAUGAAAAUGAUAAGAACCCUCUGCUGCGUCGCAUUUCCCAUGAUUUAAAUUGAUAUAUUGAGUUACUAAUGAAAUUAAGAAAGAACAUUCAAAUAGAUUUCUUGUUUCUAUAUAGAAAAAGUUGAUCAGUAUCUGGGUUUUUUUUUCUCCCUUUCAUGUCAUAAAAAUCCCACCUUUCAAGUGGGUUUUCUUCAAUUUUCACGAGGUUAGACAGUUUUGGGUGCCACCAGAAAUGAGAUAAAACUGCCCUUCACUUGACCAACUAGACUGUUGAGCAAAAGAAAGGCUGAAGAAUGAUGAUGGAGGGUCUCUGGACUUCAUUCUGUGGGCAAUCUAAUUGUUCAAAUACUGAUACAGAGCCUUGUGCUCAAAUGCAAUUUGUGUUUGUGACCAAUCCUUCUUCAUGUGUCAAUCAUGCCUUAAUCAUUUGUUUUGAUAUAUUGCUUCUAGCAAUGCUCUUAGUUAACAUAAUUUGUAAACUUUCCGCAAAGAGAUUCGAGCAACCCUCUCGUUAUAGACGCCUCUCAAACUUGCAGAUAUGUUCAGCAGUUUUUAAUGGCUGUUUGGGAAUAGUUUACAUUGGUUUAGGAACUUGGAUUUUGUUGGAGAAGUUGAGGAAUGAUCAUUCUUCUUCACCAAUUCAUUGGUGGGUCUUAUAUUUUAUCCAAGGGUUUACCUGGGCAUUAGUGGGAUUAACAACUAGCCUUAGAGGACAGUACUUCCCAAGAGCCCCAUUGCGAAUCUUGUCCAUCUUUGCAUUCCUCUCUACUGGGAUUUUCUGUUUGAUCGCGCUUUUUUCUGCCAUCGUUGAUCAUGAAGCAACAAUGAAGGUAGCCUUAGAUGUCCUGUCUUUUCUAGGAGCAAGUUUUCUGUUAUUAUCUACUUACAAAGGGUACAAAAAUGAAGAAGAUAGGGGAAAUAAUGAUGAAAAUACCCUCUACACUUCACUGAAUGGUGAGGCUAAUAAUGGAAGCUGUAAAACUGAUUCAACCUCCCAAGUCUCACUAUUUGCAAAAGCUGGGUUGUUUAGUAGGUUGACAUUCUGGUGGUUGAAUCCUUUGAUGAAAUCUGGUAAGCAGAAGACUCUUGAGGAUGAAGAUGUUCCGAAAUUGCAGGAUUCAGAUAGAGCAGAAUUUUGUUACUUGCAGUUCAUGAACCAGUUGAGUAAACAGAAACAAGAUGAACCUUCUUCACAAUCCUCAAUAUUUUGGACUAUUGUCGCGUGCCAUCAUAAUGAUAUACUUCUUUCUGGGUUUUUUGCUUUUUUGAAGAUAGUAACUGUUUCAGCUGGACCUCUUCUGCUGAAUGCUUUCAUUGAAGUUGCAGAGGGUAAAAAGGCUUUCAAAUAUGAAGGUUACCUUUUGGCCCUUGCACUCUUCGUUGCAAAGACCGUAGAAUCACUUUCACAGAGACAGUGGUACUUUCGAAGCAGAUUGAUUGGUCUGAAAGUUAGAUCUUUACUUUCUGCUGCAAUUUACAGGAAGCAGCUUAGAUUAUCGAAUGCUGCGAGAAUGAGUCACUCUGCUGGGGAGAUAAUGAACUAUGUCACUGUUGAUGCAUACAGGAUUGGUGAGUUUCCUUUCUGGGCUCACCAAACUUGGACUACAAGCCUUCAGCUUUGCAUUGCAUUACUUAUUCUUGUACAUUCUGUGGGAAUUGCAACAUUUGCUGCAUUAGCAGUAAUUAUUUUAACUGUUGUUUGCAACACACCUCUUGCGAAAUUACAACAUAAGUUUCAAAGUAAACUUAUGGUUGCACAGGAUGCUAGGUUGAAGGCUUGUUCUGAGGCUCUUGUGAACAUGAAGGUGCUUAAACUGUAUGCAUGGGAGGCUCACUUCAAGAAUGUAAUAGAAGAGUUGAGGAAAGUGGAAGUUAAAUGGUUAUCAGGAGUUCAGUUGCGAAAGUCAUACAAUGGUUUUCUGUUUUGGUCAUCUCCUGUAUUGGUCUCUGCUGCUACAUUUGGGGCUUGUUAUUUCCUCAAUCUUCCUUUGCAUGCCAGCAAUGUUUUCACUUUUGUGGCAACAUUGCGUCUCGUGCAGGAACCUAUUAGGUCUAUCCCUGAUGUGAUUAGUGUGGUGAUUCAAGCAAGGGUUGCAUUUACACGUAUUGUGGAGUUUCUUCAGGAACCAGAGCUUCAAACUAAAAGGAUAAACAAUAAGAGCAGAAUGAGUAACUUAGACUGUGCCAUUAAGAUGAGCUCUGCAAAUCUUUCAUGGGAAAUGAGUUCAUCAAAACCAACACUAAGGAACAUAAAUUUAGAUGUUCAACCUGGUGAAAAGGUUGCAAUAUGCGGAGAAGUUGGCUCAGGCAAAUCCACAUUACUAGCAGCAAUUCUUGGAGAAGUACCGUAUAUAGAGGGAAUUGUUGAAGUUUAUGGGAAGAUUGCUUAUGUUUCCCAGACAGCUUGGAUCCAAACAGGGACAAUACGUGAUAAUAUUCUUUUUGGGUCUGCCAUGGAUGAGCUAAGGUACCAAGAGACACUUCGGAGGUGUUCAUUGGUGAAGGAUCUUGAGCUUCUUCCUUUUGGUGACAUGACAGAAAUAGGGGAAAGAGGAGUUAAUCUAAGUGGUGGUCAGAAGCAACGAAUACAACUUGCCCGUGCAUUGUACCAAGAUGCUGAUAUAUAUCUUUUAGAUGAUCCGUUCAGUGCUGUUGAUGCACAUACUGCAACUAACCUCUUUAAUGAAUACAUUCUGGAAGCUCUUUCUGCAAAGACUGUCUUACUUGUGACACAUCAAGUUGAUUUUCUUCCUGCAUUUAAUUGUUGUUUGCUGAUGUCAGAUGGGGAGAUCCUUCAAUCAGGGUCUUACGACGAGUUAUUAGCUUCAAGUCAAGAAUUCUUGGACCUUGUAAAUGCACACAAAGAGACUGCUGGUACUGAAAGACUAUCUGAGGUUGGUGCAUCUGGAACACAUACAAAUUCUGCAAAGGAGAUCAAGAGAACCAAUGUUGAGAAAUUACACGAUCCAUCAAAAGGUGAUCAGUUAAUUAAAAGAGAAGAAAGAGACGUGGGGGAUACUGGUCUUAAGCCAUACUUACUCUACCUGAAUCAGAACAAAGGCUUCUUGUACCUUUCUAUAGCUAUUUUCUGUCAUCUCACCUUUGUUACAGGCCAGAUACUACAAAACACUUGGAUGGCCUCCAGUGUUGAUAAUCCUAAUGUCAGCACAUUAAAAUUGAUUGUGGUUUACCUUAUAAUUGGAGCGUGCUCAACAUUCUUUUUACUCUUCAGAUCCCUUGCUGUUGUGGCAUUGGGCAUGAGAGCAUCAAAAUCCUUAUUUUCUCAGUUACUGAGUUCUCUCUUCCGUGCUCCAAUGUCUUUUUAUGACUCUACACCGCUUGGGAGAAUACUAAGUCGGGUCUCUUCUGAUUUGAGCAUUGUUGAUCUAGAUGUUCCUUUCAGCCUUCUCUUUUCGAUAGGGGCUACUACAAAUGCAUAUGCUAAUCUAGGAGUGCUGGCAGUUAUUACUUGGCAAGUUCUGUUUGUCUCCAUACCAGUAAUUUACUUGGCAAUACGGUUGCAGAGAUAUUAUUUUGCGACAGCGAAAGAGUUGAUGAGAAUAAAUGGCACAACCAAGUCAUUUGUUGCAAACCAUUUAGCUGAGUCUAUAGCCGGAGCCAUAACUAUAAGAGCUUUUGAAGAGGAAGAACGGUUCUUUGCCAAGAAUCUUGAUAUAAUUGAUACAAAUGCAAGCCCGUUCUUCCACAAUUUUGCAGCCAAUGAAUGGCUGAUUCAGAGGCUUGAGACCCUCAGUGCCACUGUUCUCGCAGCAGCAGCCUUGUGCAUGGUUCUGCUUCCCACUGGAACUUUUAGCUCCGGGUUUAUUGGAAUGGCGCUAUCAUAUGGUCUUUCGUUAAAUAUAUCUUUGGUUUUCUCUAUCCAAAAUCAAUGCACAUUAGCCAACUAUAUCAUUUGUGUGGAGAGGCUCGAUCAAUACAUGCAUAUACCAAGUGAAGCUCCAGAAGUAAUUGAACACAGCCGCCCUCCAAAAAACUGGCCAUCAGUUGGUAAAGUGGAGAUAUGCAAUCUAAAGAUAAGAUACAGACCAGAUACACCACUGGUACUGAAAGGAAUCAGUUGCAUAUUUGAAGGGUGUGACAAAAUCGGUAUUGUUGGUAGGACUGGCAGUGGGAAGACCACUCUAAUAGGGGCUUUGUUUCGCUUAGUGGAACCUUCUGCAGGGAAGAUAAUAGUUGAUGGUGUCGAUAUAUGUUCAAUAGGACUUCAUGAUUUACGAUCACGAUUUGGGAUUAUUCCACAAGAUCCUACUCUCUUUAAUGGCACUGUGAGGUUCAAUUUGGAUCCAUUGUGUCAGCACAAUGAUGAAGAACUCUGGGAGGUUCUUGGGAAAUGUCAACUCAAAGAGGCUGUCCAAGAGAAAGAUCAAGGCCUAGAUUCUGCUGUUGUGGAGGACGGAUCAAAUUGGAGCAUGGGACAGCGGCAACUAUUUUGUCUAGGACGUGCUUUACUGCGGAGAAGCAGGGUAUUGGUGCUUGAUGAAGCAACUGCAUCAAUAGAUAAUGCAACUGACACGAUUCUACAAAGAACAAUACGAACUGAAUUUGUAGACUGCACUGUGAUCACAGUAGCCCACAGGAUACCAACUGUAAUGGAUUGCACAAAGGUCCUUUCCAUUAGUGAUGGAAAAUUGGUGGAAUAUGAUGACCCUGUGAAGCUAAUGAAGAAGGAAGAUUCGCUGUUUGGCCAACUUGUGAAGGAAUAUUGGUCCCAUUUUCAAUCUGCAGAGCAAACAAAUUGAACCAAAAGCAGCAGCAGCAGCAACAGCGCCAUUCUGAAUAUAUAUGUCACGAUUAUUUUGUCCUCGGUAUUAAAGAAGUAGAAUCAUUUUUUGUUGAUCUUGUACAUAUUGCACCCUGGUAGAUGAUAGGGCUGCUGUAGUUCAAAGCCAUCUCCUAUUUUGAGUGAUGAGGAUGAAAAUAACAAACUCGGCUAAUGGAAUUUUGAUUCA